GCGCUGCUUCCGGAUACGUCUUUUGCUUUGCAGCGGCGUCGUUUGGAUCCUGAGAGGUCCGGUGGCUGACAGCCCAUCCUGCAACACACACACGCUGACGGGUUCUGUCCAUUCUGUGGUUCGCUGUAGCAGCAGACUGUAAACGACCAGACGCUCCGACAUGGCCCAGAGCUCCGACGCUGCUAACGUUAGCUCCGCGCUGAACGCAGGGCAGAAGAAGAGGAAGGUGGCGGUCAUCACCGGCAUCACCGGACAGGAUGGUUCCUACCUGGCUGAGUUCCUGCUCGCCAAAGGCUACGAGGUUCACGGUAUUUUGCGUCGUUCCAGCUCCUUCAACACGGGUCGGAUUGAGCAUCUGUACCAAAACCCGCAGACGCACACGGAGGGCAACAUGAAGCUGCAUUAUGGUGACCUGACAGACAGCACAUGUCUGGUGAAGAUCAUCAACCAGGUGAAGCCCACAGAGAUCUACAACCUGGGCGCUCAGAGCCACGUCAAGGUUUCCUUCGAUCUGGCCGAGUACACGGCCAACGUGGACGGCAUGGGCACGCUGCGUCUGCUGGAUGCGAUAAAGACGUGCGGCCUCACCAACAGCGUGAAGUUCUACCAGGCCUCCACUAGUGAACUGUACGGCAAAGUCCAGGAGAUCCCUCAGAAGGAAACCACUCCCUUCUAUCCACGCUCGCCUUAUGGUGCUGCUAAGCUCUACGCCUACUGGAUCGUGGUAAACUUCAGGGAGGCCUACAACAUGUUUGCUGUCAACGGCAUCCUCUUCAACCACGAGAGUCCGAGACGAGGUUCGAACUUUGUGACACGUAAGAUCAGCCGCUCUGUGGCGAAGAUUCACCUGGGCCAACUGGACAGCUUCAGCCUGGGCAACCUGGACUCCAAGAGGGACUGGGGCCAUGCCCAGGACUACGUGGAGGCUAUGUGGCUGAUGCUGCAGCACGAGGAGCCUGAGGAUUUCAUCAUAGCAACGGGGGAGGUUCACAGUGUGAGAGAGUUUGUGGAGAAGGCUUUCAAGCAUGUGGGGAAAACCAUUGUGUGGGAGGGACAGGGUGAGCAGGAGGUCGGCCGCUGCCAGGAGACGGGGACGGUGCACGUGAAGGUGGACCCCAAGUACUUCCGCCCCACUGAAGUGGACUACCUCCAGGGUGACAGCACCAAAGCCUAUCAGACGCUGGGUUGGAAGCCAAAGGUGACCUUUGAGGAGCUGGUGAAGGAGAUGGUGAACUCAGACGUGGAGCUGAUGAAGAACAACCCAAAUGCAUGAGACCAAAUCAGGACCCAACUUUGCUGUUUUCAUUUUUAUUCCUUUUUUAAAUCAAGUAAUUAUUUCUCUUGUUUUUUAUGGGGUUACAUUGAACCGUUCUCUGCCUUUGUGUUGGACCUUUUUUCUAUUACACUGAUUUAGUUUUAUUUUGAAAUUGUUUUUAUUAUUAAACGGGGCUUUAAAUAUUUAAACGCUGAUCAUUAACUGAGUUUUUAGGGUUCAUUUCCCUUUGUUUAGAUUUUGGUGCAGAUGUUAUUUAUUCUUUCAGAGAAUUGUGGAAGAAUUUAAAUAAAAUAGUAACGAAUUUAUCUUUUAUUGUAUAACGGGAAUAAACAGACUUCGGGACGUUUGGAAAAAUAAAGUUGCAAUUUUGUACACGGUC
Messenger RNA from Betta splendens (Siamese fighting fish), 1655 nucleotides. RefSeq names its product GDP-mannose 4,6-dehydratase (gene gmds). The transcript is spliced from 11 exons. Bases 161 to 1273 code for a protein of 370 amino acids. The record is from RefSeq and is a predicted model, not a curated record. Gene Ontology annotation, molecular function: GDP-mannose 4,6-dehydratase activity. Lineage: Eukaryota; Metazoa; Chordata; Actinopteri; Anabantiformes; Osphronemidae. Gene Ontology annotation, biological process: GDP-mannose metabolic process.